AUGACGACCAACACCACGUUCAAGGGAUUGCCCGUCAUCCCUGACGAACCCCUCACUACGACUGCCCCGCGCAAAAUCCAAAAGUCCUUCCUCGCGAUCGAACAAUCCGAAGGCGCCGGUGCGCGAGUGCGAAGGUCUAUCGGAACUCCCCAGCUCCGCAACUUCUCGCCAUUCCUUAUGCUGGACCACUUCUCGGUUCCGCCGGGUGCUGGUUUCCCUGACCACCCUCAUCGUGGCCAGGAGACCAUCACGUACCUGCUGUCUGGCGCCCUCGACCACGAAGACUUCGCAGGGCACGCAGGCUCCAUCGAAGCAGGCGAUCUGCAAUUCAUGACCGCCGGACGGGGCAUUGUACAUGCCGAGAUGCCUCGGCAGAACGAAGACGGCUCGCCCAACGUUGGUAUGCAACUCUGGGUUGACCUCCCGAAGGAAUUGAAGUCCUGCGAGCCGCGAUACCGAGACCUGCGCGCAAAGGAAAUACCCGAGGCGACCGGCGACAACGGCAAAGUGAAGGUCAAGGUUAUCAGCGGGCGCGCGUACGAUACCGAUUCGCUUAAAGAGCUGGCAUAUACCCCGGUGUGGCUGCUUGACUUCACUGUCCAGCCUGGCGGCCACGUCAAGCAGGCGCUUCCCAAGGGCUGGAACGCAUUCGCAUAUCUGCUCAACGGCACCACUAUUUUCUCGUCCGAGGGUGUGUCGCGGCCUGUCCCUCAGUACCACAACGUGGUCUUCGGGACCGCUGGCGACAGCAUCGAAGCCACCGUCGAGGAAGGCGCAGAGACGGCGUCGCGCUUCAUCCUUGUCGCGGGAAUGCCGCUCGACCAGCCCAUCGUCCAGUACGGACCUUUCGUCGUUACUAGCCGCGAUGAGGUCGUCCAGGCCAUGACCGAUUACCAGACGCACUCAAACGGGUUUGAGCGCGCGUACAACUGGGAGUCCGAGAUUGGAAAGAACAUGGUUCAUUGA
Molecule: messenger RNA, 966 nt
Organism: Paraphaeosphaeria sporulosa
Lineage: Eukaryota; Fungi; Ascomycota; Dothideomycetes; Pleosporales; Didymosphaeriaceae
Exons: 1
Coding region: 1-966 (321 amino acids)
Source: RefSeq, a predicted model, not a curated record